This is a messenger RNA of Lolium rigidum, 1943 nucleotides long. RefSeq names its product RNA pseudouridine synthase 6, chloroplastic-like. Bases 9 to 1463 code for a protein of 484 amino acids. Gene Ontology annotation, biological process: pseudouridine synthesis. The transcript is spliced from 9 exons. The record is from RefSeq and is a predicted model, not a curated record. NCBI's taxonomy places the organism in Eukaryota, Viridiplantae, Streptophyta, Magnoliopsida, Poales, Poaceae. Gene Ontology annotation, molecular function: pseudouridine synthase activity; RNA binding.
CCGCCGGGAUGCCGAAGCCCGCGGCGUCGUUGGCUUCCCUCCUCCCGCAGCUAUGGCACCGCCCCUUCUCGCCGCCUCCCCGCCUCCCCCGCGCCCUCUCCUCCUCCUCUUCCUCGCUCCUCACCACCCGCCACAUCCCACGCAGCCGCUUCCGCUCCUCCCCCACCACGCACCUCGGCGCCGCCGCCACCGCGGUAACCACCGCCGCCGACCCUGUGGAAGCCCCAACAGCCAACUUGUACCCACUGUACGACAGGCUUCUGCCUUGCCCGUCGCAAGAUUUCCCUCCGAGGAUUGAGCACCUCGUCGCGCGGAAAGACGAGGUCGCCGGAGACUUCAUCUCCAGGUCCCUCAGCCUCCCUCCUCUGUAUGUUGCAGAUCUCAUCAAGUUUGGGGCUGUGUACUAUGCUCUUGUGGCGCCGCAGCCGCCUCCGUACGCUGAUCCUGCGCAUGUCAGGAUCUUUAGAGAGGUGACCGAGCCUUCCCUUCUGCGCCGGAGGGCGUCCAUUAAAGGGAAGACCGUGAGGGAGGCUCAGAAGACGUUCCGGGUGACGGACCCCAGCCAGCACCUUGAGGCCGGCACCUAUCUGCGGGUUCAUGUGCAUCCCAAACGGUUCCCCAGGAAUUAUGAAAUUGACUGGAAAUCCAGGGUAGUGGCUACCACUGAUAGCUAUGUUGUCCUCAAUAAGCCAGCUGCAACCGCAGUAGGAGGAUCAACUGAUAACAUUGAGGAAUCCUGUGUGGUAUUUACUUCGCGUGCAUUAGGACUAGAGAGCCCUUUAAUGACAACCCAUCAGAUUGACAACUGUUCCGAGGGCUGUGUGGUAUUGUCUAAAACCAAGGAAUUCUGCUCAGUUUUCCAUGGAUUGAUAAGGGAAAGACAGGUUAAGAAACUUUAUCUCGCACUUACAACAGGACCCGUGUCUCCAGGAAUAAUUACUCAUUACAUGCGUCCUCUUAAUCGUGCCCCCCGACUAGUUUCAGAAGAUCAUAUUGGAGGAUGGUAUCUCUGUCAAAUGGAGAUAUUAGAAUGUAAGAAGGUUCCAUGGCCAAAACCUUUGAUAACAAAAGUCCACAAAGUGGACAACUGUGGGUGGCCCAAACAGGAAGCUGCCUAUGAAUGUAAGAUCAAUCUCAUGACAGGGAAAACUCAUCAGAUAAGAGCGCAACUGGCUGCUAUAGGCGCUCCAAUCGUAGGGGAUUCUGCAUACAUGACUGGAGCAAUUGCAGCGAAGGCUACCCCGAGUAUAAACCCAUAUGGCAGGGAGAGCUUGAAUUACAGCAGCGAAGAGGAAAAGGCUGCUGCUGUUGAAGCCUGGGUUGCUUGCCAUGGCAAGGAGCCAAAAUCUGUAAUUGGUCUACAAGCAUCUGAGAUCUCGUGGGACUAUGAAGGCGAGCACCACUACCACAAGGCAGGGGUCCCAUGGUGGCGGCAAGAUGCGGUGGAGUCCGACCUGGUCUGAGCAGUGACCGCUGUAUAUGAGAAUUCUGUCUCUGGAACACUGCUCCCUGAACCUGAAGGGAGCCGAUAUGCCCAUCCUCCGGUGGAGGGAAGGAUCCAUGGGGGCUCACUCGUCUGACAACAUAAACAUACCCAUCAUACUGACACCGGUUUCGGCCUCGAAGGGUCAGCCACCAGCACCAAGAAUGUCAAACACUGAAGAUCUUCAGACAGUGUGCUUCACAUCUCAGGUGUCAUUGACUGAUGCUGAAAACUGUAAUUGUUGUAGUCGGGACAGUGUUGCACUAUCAAUGCAAUUUUCCCAGAAUAUUUUUUGCCGAUUUUUAGCCUGGUUUUGGUCAGGUGCACUUGGUUAGGAAUAGGAGACUCUGAUAUAAAAAUGUAAAACACGGUUUACCUAUAUCUGCUUUUCAUAUUUAAUGCAGUCAGAACAACACAUGGAUCAUGAGGGAUAGGUGAUUCAUGGAUCAAUAAUGAUUAA